AGGUUGGGGGGGGUGGUGGAUUCCUUUGCAUAACAUCCUGGUGUUGAUCAGAAAGGAGGAGGAGCCUAUCAUCUCAGCAAUUAGUUGCAAGAAGAGUGACUCCAGCUCGUGUUAAAUUGAAUUCAUGCAUGUGCGCUGCUCUCCUCCCAUCUGAUUCUCAAACCCUUUUCUUUUGAGAUUAUGAGGGAGAUGUCCUUCCAUGGAGGAUCCUUAAUUAUUAUUAUUUUCAUCGUUGUUAUGCUAAACCUUGGUACAUUCUCAUUCCUGAUUGAUAUGCAUUUCACAUGAAGAUAACAAGGUAAGGGAGGACUCAAAAUUCAUCAAAAAAAAAAAAAAGCUAAGGGAGGAUCGCCUGUUACUACUCUUAUUCUUCAGCACUGUUGUUUUUUUUUUUUUGAAACUGUCAGCCUUUAUUCUUUUGGCAUUAUUUUUUUUAUUGUUAUUACUAAGACAAACCCAAAAUGCGAGUUUACUCUAAACCGUUUAGAAUGCUAUUCUUUUUGUGUAGCCGUAGUAGUCGCAGUAGUUUUAGUGCCAUUUUUUCCCAAUCCAUCACUCUUUCCCCCAAGCCCCCAAUUUCUUUUCACCGAAUACCACACCUCAGUCUCCACCCUUUUUCUUUUUCUUCUUUAUCUUCACCUCCUUCUCCUGAAUCUUGUGAAAGUUUAAUCCCCCUACAGAACAACGCAGAGAUGUGUAUUGAAAUUUUGAAGAAUUAUGGUUGCACUGAAAUAGACGUUUCUAAGAUCCUUGAUCGCCAUCCCUCUCUUUUAAAGGCAAAAAUACCUUUUCUCGAAUCCAAACUCCAAAUUUUACAAAGGCUCGGUUUACCGGUAUCAGACUUAGUCAAAAUUUUGGCUUGCCGCGCUAAGUUCCUCGCUGUCAAGGUCAAGGAGGGGCUCGACCAUAGAAUACAGUAUCUUGAGAACCUCUUUGGCUCCAAAGAAACCCUUCUAAGAGCCCUCCUUCAAAACCCAUCUCUCUUGAAUUAUGAUGUGGACCAAAAACUGAAACCUUGCAUCGCUAUGUAUGAGAACAUGGGAAUAUCAAGGCCAGACCUUGUCAGCUUGAUCAUCACCAGACCAAUGAUUAUGUUACACUCGUCCCUUACCCCUGAGAAGCUUGAUUAUCUCAAAAAAUCGGGCCUGUCCAAGGAGUCCAAAAUGUACAAAUAUGUUUUAUCAUUGCUGGCUGUUUCUCGCAUAGAAACUGUUCGAUUGAAGAUUGCCAACUUUGAGAAAUUUGGGUUCUCGAUGGAAGAGGUCAUGGGGUUGAUUGGCAAAUCUCCUUAUGUGUUAACCCUAUCGGUUGAUAAAGUCCAGAGGAACAUGACAUAUGUUGUUGCAACCAUGAAGCUCCCUGCUAAACUUAUCAUGGAUAACCCUGUUUUAGUGCAUGCCAACUUGGAGCGGGUUAUAAGACCACGAUUCAUUCUUUUGAAGAAGAUAAAGGCAAUGCGGCUGAUGCCUCAAAUAGAAGGACCCAUGAUGUUGACAGCUCUUAGAAUGACGGAGAAACGGUUUCUACAGGCCUUUGUAAAUUGUCAUGCAGAGGAUGUUGCCCAAGAUCUCUUAGAUGCUUACAGGAUGGCAAAGGGUUUGAAGAGGUUGGCGGAGGCCUCAAAAUUGCCCGAUCACAAGGGGUUGCUAUUCUAGAGUUUUAUGGAGGAGCUUCAUAUUGAUGGUCUGAUUGCACUUUACGAUGUGCAUGUAUUCAAAUGUAUUGAAUUAACCACUAAUGUGCUUAAUACUUGUCUUCUUUGCA
Amborella trichopoda is the source of this 1764-nucleotide messenger RNA. Its product is annotated as Mitochondrial transcription termination factor family protein. The record is from RefSeq and is a predicted model, not a curated record. NCBI's taxonomy places the organism in Eukaryota, Viridiplantae, Streptophyta, Magnoliopsida, Amborellales, Amborellaceae. Gene Ontology annotation, molecular function: double-stranded DNA binding. Gene Ontology annotation, biological process: regulation of DNA-templated transcription.